Alternaria novae-zelandiae is the source of this 951-nucleotide messenger RNA. RefSeq lists its product as uncharacterized. Bases 1 to 951 code for a protein of 316 amino acids. NCBI's taxonomy places the organism in Eukaryota, Fungi, Ascomycota, Dothideomycetes, Pleosporales, Pleosporaceae. The record is from RefSeq and is a predicted model, not a curated record. The transcript is spliced from 2 exons.
AUGGAUCAGCAGUACGGAACGCGAAUCAAGUCAGAAGAUGUUGAGCUUGGCAUACGGGCGCCCGUGAAGCAGGAGCGAGAGGAAGCAGAAAGCGUGCCUGCCGUUGUUCCCAAACUCGAACCGACUGACAAGGAAAUGCUCGCUUCAUUGAGAAAACAAAGGAAGAAAGCGAGGAAGGAACAAAAGAGGCUGAUAGCUUCCAUGUCCGAGGGAGAACGUCGCGAACAUAAACAAGGCGAUCUCAUGAAACAAAACACCCUCCUCCGCAAACAACUCGCGGAGAUGCGACCGAAGAGAUCUCACAGCGCGGAAAGCCGCCAUCGGCGCGCUCUUGAAAAGGAUUUCGUCCGAGUCUGCCAAGAGCGCGACAAGGCUAUUGCGGAGAGAAACGAGGAAUUCUCACGGAAAGCCCAGACAUACCUGGUCCCAAAAAACAGGUAUGCGGAGAUACAGAACUCUCGACUGCGUCAAGAGCUCGCCGACGCUCGUAAGACGAUCACGGAUACCAGAGCAACCUUGCGAGCCAGCGAUCAGAGGGAUCAAGCCUUGCCUCUCCGUCAUGAACCCGAGCCAACCGUCAUGACCAAUGGAGCGAGUACCAUAACCGCGUUGAGAGCAGAGAUAUCGGAUCUUGAAAGACAGCUGAGGGAAGCAUGUCGGCAGGGCGAGAACGCCAUACGUGAUGCUCGCGCCGCCGAUAACAACGACAGCGAUGUUGAUGCUCUGGAGGAAGAGCUUGCAAGGGAGCAAGGGAAGGACAGGGCAAUGGCCAGCAAGCUGCAGAAAGCUCUUAAGAAAGAGCAGGACAAGAGCGAAGGAGUGCAUAGUGGCUCACAUCAGGUCAACGAGCAGGAGGCUGCUAUGACAGGCUGGCCAGGAAGUCGUGGUCCAUCGAUUAGGCAGCGAGUCAAAGUUGAGGAUGAAGAUAUGAAGUUGGAGGAUGGAGAGUAG